Drosophila bipectinata is the source of this 1333-nucleotide messenger RNA. It is a transcript of the gene yellow-e3, whose product is annotated as L-dopachrome tautomerase yellow-e3. The record is from RefSeq and is a predicted model, not a curated record. Gene Ontology annotation, cellular component: extracellular region. Lineage: Eukaryota; Metazoa; Arthropoda; Insecta; Diptera; Drosophilidae.
UUUGAACAGUAUGGAUCUGUCUAAGAUCUUGGUCAGUGUUACAUUUGUAACCCUUGUUGGUCUUUUUGAUGUCCUGCAAGGACAGCCGUUGGUUCUCAAGGAUCUGCGCACGCUCCACCGAUGGUCGAAUCUCAGUUUAGGAGAUGAUCAAGCUAAAGGAAAUCGCUUCCUGCCCGUCGACGUGGAUAUUGAGUAUGGGGAUGAGGGCAGACACCGUACUUUUCUCACGAUUCCAAGGCUGAGCAUGACCACACCCUUUACACUGGCCACUGUGGUUGCGGAUGACAAUGAUGUUAUUGAAAAUCCCAGACUGGAGCCUUAUCCAAGCGAGGAGUGGCAUCUGCCACCAAAUAACUGCUCAGGCAUUACAUCAGCUAUUAGAACUUAUAUCGAUGAAUGCUGGCGUCUGUGGGUUGUGGAUUCUGGUCAAGUAAACUCGAUACAGUUGUGUCCGCCGCAAAUUCUAACCUUCGAUCUAGUCAAGGACGAGUUAAUUCAACGUCACUCUUUGCCUCCCAAUUCCUAUACUCCCAACGUUUCCAUCUUCACUGCUUUGGUGGUGGAUCUAGCGGAGAGUGGAACACCCAAUAGAUGUUUGGGUGGUAAAGCCUAUAUUGCCGACGCCUGGGGGUAUGGACUUAUUGUUUUUGAUUCCCUGACUGGCAGAUCUUGGCGAAUAGAACACGAAUUCAUGAAACCAUCUACGGUGGCGGAGUUGGUUCGUCCUGGUAGCUCUCAGGCGGGAAUUUUCACUGUCAGUAUAAGUCCUAGUGAAAUGGAAGAACGUUUCCUAUACUUUCACACUCUAAACGCCUUCAACGAGGUGAAAGUACCUCUCUCACUGAUCAACAACGAAACUUUUUGGCAAUCUCCGAAUGUAACCGAUGUCACAGGACAUUUUCGAAUACUUGGCACCCGGGGAAUCCAAUGCGAAUCAGAGGUGAUGGACCAGUCGGGCAACCUUUUCUGCAGCCUUAUUAGCUUGGGCGCCUUGAUAAGCUGGGAUGGAAAGUCAAAGUAUACGGCGGAUGACAUUCAAGUGGUGGCCUUCAAUCCACAGAAGAUCAAGUUCGUCACGGGCUUGAAGAUCAAUAGAAAUGCCAAAGGAGAGGAGGAGCUCUGGGCCUUGAGCAGCGAACCGAGACUUUUUGUCGGAGCUGCCUUGCCAGAGAAAGAGGUCAAGUUUCAGAUAAUAGGCUGCCGCACAGCUGACCUGAUUGCCAAUACACCCUGUACAGUGGGGGCCAGAAAUACUACACUUACGUCAGCUUAGUUUUUAAUAUAAUAGGUUUUAAACUGCUAUCUAUGAUAAAUGAAUAUUUGAAUUGCUCAC